AUGCUGAUACUUAGUGUCAUUUGCCGUUUUGUGGUACCACUUUACUUAUUUCCAACGCGACCUCUCUCUCUUUCUUUCUUUCUUUUUUUCUGCACUUCUCUGUACUGCUCCACCAGUACCGCUUGGCUCUGCCUUUGCCUGGUUUCCUCAACUUCUGUCGGUGUCAAGCUUCUAGAGACGAGUGCCAAUGACGCUGCCGCCGUUCAAUUGCUUGUUGGUCGUCCCGGAGCCUCUUGUAUUCGCGAGCCUGAGCGCUGGGAGACCGACCGAGGCGAUCGGACAAACGUAGGCGGACAAACGUCUGUCGACAACCAGUCGGGCAGACUUAACGACGGCUCUUCUGCCGGACGCCGGCCAGCGCCGUUCUGGUUGCCUGUCCGGACGAACCGAGUGAACACUUGGCGUCCGUGUCCGCUGCCUGUGGCCUCUGCGCCAGUUCAACUGGCCGACCUGACGACAGAUCAUGCGGUACAUGCUGCAUGUGUGGAGCGUCAAAAUGACGCACCCUCUGCCCAGAGCCAGAGACGGCAAGACGGCACGACUGGAUGCGCAGUCCAGGUCGAAGGUAGGUACCGAGAGAAACGCGAAAUGACAAUACCUGGCAUCUCUGGCGACAAGCUGGAAUUGUCCGGUUCACUUGGAGUGUACCAAAUACACUCUAAGAAGCUGGAAAGUGUCUUCCUCAUAUCUCUCGUCCAUUGGUACUGA
Messenger RNA from Protopolystoma xenopodis, 708 nucleotides. Lineage: Eukaryota; Metazoa; Platyhelminthes; Monogenea; Polystomatidea; Polystomatidae. The record is from the annotation of a GenBank genome assembly.